UCUUUAUUUCGAACACCGAAUCUGGGUGUUAAAAACAGUUUCGGCUUAAAAUAAUAAUCUAAAAAUUUGCAGUGAUUUCCACAGCAAGCGAAGUGUGUGUUAAGAACCAAAUUACAAACCAAAAACCCGCACAGAAGUGGUCCAAAGAUAACGAGGAGCAACAAUAUUUCUCCCACUGCCUGUGUGUGCGUGCGUGUAUGUGGUAGUAGUAGUAUUUUUCAUUUCUGUUUUCGCUGUACGUGCGGAUUGAUUCAUAUUAUUUUAUUACAUGCCGCCUGCGAUGUAGAGCUGCUGAUGGCCCCUUUUUCACGGGGGCCGCGGCUAAUGAUUCCACAGACCCUAAAAAGAACAAAAAGUAAAGCAGAGACAAAAACAAAUUACGCCGUAGAUGAAAGGAAAAGCGCCAAGAAGAAGCAACAGUGAAUACGUCAAAUAUUUCUAAUCUCCAAUACCAGUGCACUCUAAACGUGUGUGCUCAAAAAUUCUGGUGGCCCCAAAUACAACAAAAACAAGAAACAUCCGCUCAGGAAUUGACAACUGAUACGUAGAAUUAUGAACGUUGAGAGCCAACUGAAGACACCGCUAACGCACAUACGAAAUCUGGUCAAGCACGUGAACAAGCGAAAUUUUAAUGAGAGCAGCGAGCAAAUAAAGCAGUACGUUAAGGAACACGGCCUGGAAGCAGAUCGCAGCAGUCUGCGCCACCUGUUCUCCGUAAAUAACUUUAACGAUCCCGCGCCAUCGGUUACCGCCCAGCUGCAGGCGAAGCUCCUGGGCGCCCAGUUGCAGCGCCAGCUGCAGAGCUCGUCGUUUGUGUCCAACAUCUGCUACGCUUUCGACCAGUAUUUCGUCAGCAACCAAAAGUCCCUUAAGCCCUCUGCGGUAGCGGACCUUGUUAGCCAGGUCGCCCGACUCACUGGUAUCAACAAGCUCUGCGAGUGCAUCUUUGCCUUGGCCGUGACCCAUUCCUCGCACUCGGAACUAAGACAGUCGGCCAGGAACAACCUAAAAGGCAGCCUCAGUGAGCUGAUUGACUCGUACCUAGGCAAGAACAACAGCAGCCCGGCAAGCACCGGACUGCAGGAGAUCUCCUUUCAUCUGUUACAGUACCUUCUCUGCUGCUUAAGCGAGUACGUCAAUCCACAGCUGGAGGCGCAGUUUUUGGUCAAGCUUCGAGAGGAGUUUCCUCGCCACGCAGUGCCGCUGGUUUUAGCGCCGUUUCUGUACGGCUCGACGACGGCGACGAUUGCGGAAGCAGGUGCCAGCGAAGCGGAUGCUGAGGCCGAAGCUACGGUCAGCGGCAACAGCGCCAGUUCCGAGGCAGAUGCUCUGAACGAGGUGGGAAUCGAGGAUAUCUAUGACGAUUUAAGCGAGAUAAUUUUCACCAACCAGGGCAAAAAUAAUAUUAUGGACACAUCCUGGAUAAAUCUAAUCCUUGAAAUCGGUUAUGAAUUUACAUCGAGCGUUGAAGAGUGCAAAAACCAUUUGUGUUCCCGCGAGCGAGAUCGCGCUGAGCUCCAGCCCAAAGAUGUCGCCAAGAUCGUGGGACUCAUGUGCCGUCGGCACUCAUCUCUGCUCGAUUGUAAUGUAAAUUUACCGACACCGGCGAACUUUUGGCCAGGCCAGGGGCAAGGUCAGGGACAGGGCGCUGGCAGCAAUACCAGUGGCUCCUCACAGGCACAAAACACACCGCAGCAGCAGACUUCGGGCAGCACCAACAACAACGAUGGCAGCGACAGCAACUCGUCUAGUGAUAAGAAGGACAAGAAGGAGACAACGGACGCGACGCAAACAUGGAAGCCGGAUGUCUUUGUGCAGGCUCUCAAGGAGGUCGUGCCGCAACUUAACUGGAAGGACGUGUGCAUGGAACUCGAUCAUCCUGAGUUUGUGCUGAAGGAUCGCAUCGGCUUGGACCUUCUGUUGACCAUCCUGCGGCUGGCCACUGGCUCAAACAUAUUCCCACAUCCAGAAUGCAUUUACCGACACUGGGCAAACACAGAGGGUCAGCUGUCGCUCAUCGCGACGAUGCUAAAGAACCCGGAUCUCUUUUCCUUCGCCGACUUUGUAUUCAGCCAGCCAGCGUUGGAUGUGCUCAAGACGGCCCCCGAUGCGGACAACAAAGAGAUCUCGGCCUGGAAGUCACUGCACCUGGUAGAGGUGCUGCUUUCCAUUGCGGACAAGGGCUACUAUACACAGGUGCACGAGCUCUUGAAGUUUCCCGCACAGAAUUGUCCCGAUGUGCUAUUUUUGGCUUUGCUGCACAUAAGUCCACCUAUGACCCCGUUGCGCCAGGAUCUGUUCAACCAGCUAAUACCAACGUUUCUGGGCAACCAUCCGAAUUCGAACGUAAUCUUGGCCAGUGCCUGGAGCUCGACAAACUUUCAGCUGCGCCCCAACAUCAUGAACGCCAUGUCCGAAUGGUAUUUGCGCGGCGGGGACUUUGACCAGGUGAAGCUGUCGCGCAUCCUUGACCUUGCCCAGGAUCUCAAAGCGCUGUCCGCCCUCCUCAACGCGCGCUCGUUUUUGUUCAUUAUCGACCUUGCUUGCCUUGCCUCUCGGCGCGAGUACCUGAAGCUGGAGAAGUGGCUAACCGAUAAGAUCCGCGACCAUGGGGAGCCCUUCAUGCAGGCCAUGAUCAAGGUGCUGCUGCGACGCUGCCCGCAGGUGGUCAACUCCAAAGUGCCCGAAGACUUGUUGCCUCCCAAACAGGCCCAGCUCUUGCCCGAGACGGUCACCACCAUGGUCAACUGUCUGCAGGCUUGCAUUAACAACUGCAUUGUGCCGGAGAUGGUUGAGAUGAUCAUGCAGAUGACCGCAAACGUGGCGAUCAUGGCGAACAAGGCACGUGCGCAACAGCAGCAGCCAGGGCUGGUUCCGCCUCCGCCUCCCAACAUUCUGCGCGGUCAUCGUGGCAUGGAUUUGCCUGGCGGCAUCGUUCCUCCGCCUCCGCAGCCAACGUUUUCUGGCAACCUCAACGCGCAGAUGUUUGGGCUUGGAAUGGAUCCGCUUACCAAUAUGUCUAACAAUCUGGCCGGCCUUAAUCUUAGCGGCCCGAACGGAGCUUUUAACUUCGGCAACAUGCUAACCUCUCCUUCCCGUCUAAUGACUCCGGGAGCCAGUCCCUAUCCGUUGAAUCCCAUGCAGAUGCCGCAGGCUCCGCCGCCACCCAAUGUCGGAAAUCUCGGCCGUAUGCUGCCGGGUGGUCCACAACAGCAGACACCCACGCCGACUCCAACAGCCCCUAAUCUGAACAACCCCGUUAUGGCCGACCUGCAGAUACCUGUAUCCAAGGAGGUGGAGGAUGAGGUGAACUCGUACUUCCAGCGCAUCUAUAACCACCAACCGAAUCCUACACUGUCCAUCGACGAGGUGUUGGACAUCUUGCAGCGCUUUAAGGAGUCCAGCAACCGACGAGAGCAGGAGGUCUUCCUGUGCAUGCUGCGAAAUCUUUUCGAGGAGUACCGCUUUUUCUGUCAAUACCCGGAGAAGGAGCUGCAGAUUACAGCGCAGCUCUUUGGAGGCAUCAUCGACCGCAAUCUGGUUCCCACUUUUGUGGCUCUGGGUCUAUCGCUGCGGUGUGUCCUGGAUGCGCUUCGCAAGCCGGAUGGCUCCAAACUCUACUAUUUUGGUGUGACGGCACUGGACAGAUUCAGAACACGAUUGCACACCUACAACAAAUACUGCGAGCAUAUCCGCUCCAUCCCCCACUUUUCGGACUUCCCUCCACACCUUAUCCAAUACGUUGAAUACGGAAUGCACGGUCAGGAGCCACCGCCGCAAACGCUAAUUGGUCUCAGCAAUACGAUCCCGUCUGCGAUUUCCACUGGACCACAAACCGAGGCGCUCUACAGGAGUAACUCAAUACUAGGUAACAUGCCCAUAGCCACACCCGGAUCGGGACCAAAAUCAAGCGCUGCGGUGUCGCAUGCCACGAGGAUGAAGUCCAUCGCCAACGCGACUAAUAUCGACACCCUAUUGGUGGCCAACCAGGAGGAGAAGGUGACGGUACCGCCGGAACCUGUUCAGGACAAAACUGCCUUCAUAUUUAAUAACUUGAGCCAACUGAACAUACCCCAGAAGUGCGACGAGAUCAAGGAGAUCAUGACCAAGGAGUACUGGCCCUGGCUAGCGCAGUAUUUGGUUCUUAAGCGAGCCUCAAUGGAGUUCAACUUCCACACGCUCUAUUACAACUUUCUGGAUGCCCUCAAGAACGGCGAGAUCAAUCGAUUCGUGACCAAAGAGACGCUACGCAAUAUCAAGGUGCUUCUGCGAUCCGAUAAGGGAGUUAUUAACUUCUCUGAUCGAAGUCUCCUGAAAAACCUCGGUCACUGGCUUGGCAUGAUGACCUUGGGGCGCAAUCGGCCCAUCCUUCAGUUGGAUCUGGAUCUGAAAUCUUUGUUGGCCGAGGCAUAUCAUAAGGGACAGCAAGAACUGCUUUUCGUAGUCCCCUUCGUGGCGAAGAUCCUUGAGUCAUCCGCCAAGUCGCGCAUUUUCCGCUCGCCAAAUCCCUGGACAAUGGGCAUUAUGUACGUGCUGGGCGAGCUCCACCAGGAGCCAGACCUCAAGCUGAACCUCAAGUUCGAGAUCGAGGUGUUGUGCAAGACACUAAACCUGGAGCUGGCCAAACUGCGACCAGUAAUUUACCUGAAGGAUCCCAGUCGCGCUCUACUAAUUGAACAACAGAUGUCGCAGCCAAAGCCAAAGCAGCUGGAGCCCGUGGCACCUGCGCCCUCGCUGCCACGUGAACAACAAUCCCCGGCACAGCCGCCGCCGCCACCUCAACAGCAGCAGCCACAACAACAACAACAGCAACAACAACAAGCUCCUCCACCUCCACCAUCUUCGGCGGAAGUGGACGCCCAGAAUGCGGCCGCUAUGAUGAUGGGUUCGGGCGGAGCCAGCAGCACUUCCGGAUCGGUCUCCUCGCCAAAUCUGCCUACCGAUCCUAGCCAGGUGGUGCUGCCCCCGCCGGAGCCACGCUUCUCCUACGUAGACGUGAACGUGAGCAACUUCCAGCUGAUUGCCCAGCAGCUUAUUCUGCCGCCCAACAUACCUUUCCUUCACGCGAAUCCCGGCAUCAAACACAUCGCUAUCAACGCCGUGGAGCGCACAAUCACCGACUGGCUGCAGCCGAUCGUAGACCGAAGCAUUCGCAUCGCCUGCGCCACCACCGAGCAGAUCAUCCGCAAGGACUUCGCCCUAGAUGCUGACGAAAAUAGGAUGCGCACUGCCGCCCACCAAAUGGUACGCAACCUGGCCGCCGGCAUGGCUAUGAUCACCGGCAAGGAUGAGAUCGCCCGUGCCAUUAGCCAAAAUCUGCACAAGGCCUUACUGUCGGCUCUUUCCGGAAUCCCCAGUAUGACGGAGAUCCAGGCCGCCGCCAUGCAGUUGGCCAGCGAGAAUGUCGAGCUGGUGUGCGCCUUUAUCCAAAAGACAUCUGCUGAAAAGGCUGCCGCCGAAAUCGAUAGGCGUCUGAGCACCGAUUUCGAGACCCGAAAGAUUGCCCGUGAAGAGGGCAACCGCUUUGUGGACGCUCAGAUCCUCAGCUACCAGCAGGAGCGUCUUCCAGAAGCAGUGCGCAUCAAAGUGGGCCCUGCUCCAGCUACACUCUAUGCUGUGUACUCGGAGUUCGCCAGGAGCAUUCCUGGGUUCCAGCAGAUGAGCGACCGGGACAUUGCCCUGUCCGUGCCCAAGCCACAGGAUUUGUCCCAGCCAAAUGUGUUCGCCAACGAUGAAAGCAGCUUGGUGUACGCGGAACUUGCCAGCAAGAUGGAGGCCUUCAUGAACACGGCCAUCGGGGUGCCGUCGCUGCAGGUGCAGGCCAGCAAGAUGCACAUGCUCCUCAACGCCCUUAUGUCCACGCGCCGCCUGCGUGACCAGGAGUCUGCCUUCAAUCUGCUGACCCGUGCCGUCGAGGGUUUGACCGAGGGACUGGUGAAUAUGCACGAGAACAUGGAGCAGAUGAAGCUCUACCAAAAUAUCCACCUGCGUAUCAUCGGCCUGCUGCACAACAGCUUUGGCGCUCCAAACACGGAGCGCGCAGUAACCAAGUGCUUCUUCGAUAUCCGCGAGGAGGUGCGAUACAAUGUGGAAGCAGCUCGUGCGCUGAUUACCUCGCACUUUGUCAACCUUAACCAGUUUGACGGAAUGCUUCGCGACUGCAUGGACAACGGCAACAACUACGUGGCCAUCUCAUUCGGUAUCGCACUACUGGAGCGCCUCAUCAUGGACGAUCGAGUGAUAAACAUUGUGUCCGACAACGAAUUCAUGGCCACCGUAGAGCUUCUGGGCAGACUUACCCAGCACCGUCAUCGGUAUCCGGAGUGCAUCGUCAACGCCAUUGACACGCUGUGGAGCGGAAACUUCAACUCGAGCAGCGACUACAGUCCGUUCAACGCGAGUGAGCGCUACCUGGCGGGAGCCUCCCACUACAUUCACUCCGGCAUGCAUCACGUGAGGUCAUGCGAUACGGAUGAUCCGCCCGGACUGCAGGAGAAGACCGAGUUCUUGCUUAAGGACUGGGUGGCCCUGUACACCCAACAGAACCAGCAGUCUACGCGCGAUGCCCGCAACUUCGGUGCCUUUGUCCAGAAGAUGAACACGUACGGAAUCCUGAAGACCGACGAUCUGAUCACUCGCUUCUUCCGCCAGGCCACGCACAUUUGCACAGAUGUGGUCUACCGAAUGUUCGCAGAGCCCAGUCUGCCAAUCAACCAGGCCAAGAACAAGAUAUUUCAGUGGGUCGAUGCGUUCGUGCACCUGAUUGCGAUGCUGGUGCGACACUCCGGAGAGGCAGGCAAUCCGACCACCAAGAUUAACCUGCUGAACAAGGUGCUCGGCAUUGUGCUGGGCACACUGCUCAAGGACCACGAGAUGCGCGGCGUGAGCUUCCAGCAGGUGGGCUACCAUCGCUUCUUCAUGAUGCUCUUUAUGGAGCUCUGCUCGGCCGACGUGAUCCUCGAGUCGCUGAUGCACAGCAUUGUGUCGGCCUUCGCCUACACCUACCACCUACUGAAUCCCAGCGUGGCUCCGGGCUUCUGCUUCGCUUGGCUGGAGCUCAUCUCGCAUCGCGUCUUCCUGGGCCGCAUCCUGGUCCAGAUUCCAGGCCAAAAGGGUUGGCCGCUGUACGCGCAACUGCUGCAGGAUCUGUUCAAAUACCUUGCGCCCUUCCUGCGCAACACGGAGCUCGGUAAGCCAGUCCAGCUCCUCUACAAAGGCACUCUGCGAGUCCUGCUCGUCCUCCUGCACGACUUCCCCGAGUUUUUGUGCGACUACCACUUUGGGUUCUGCGACACCAUCCCGCCCAACUGCGUCCAGAUGCGAAACAUCAUCCUGUCGGCGUUCCCUCGCAACAUGCGCCUUCCCGAUCCUUUCACGCCCAACCUGAAGGUGGACAUGCUGUCGGACAGCAGCAACGCACCCAAGGUGCUCAGCAGCUACAUCAUGAACAUCCAGCCACCGAACUUCAAGAAGGACCUGGACUCCUACCUUAAGGCUCGGGCGCCGGUAACAUUCCUUUCGGAGUUGCGUGGUCACUUGCAGGUGACCAGCGAGCCAGGAACGCGUUACAACAUGACGCUGAUGAACGCUCUGGUCAUGUAUGUGGGUACUCAGGCGAUUGCUUUGAUAAGAAACAAGAACUUUGUGCCCAACACCUCCAACAUUGCACACAGCGCCCACAUGGACAUCUUCCAGAACCUGGCUGUCGAUCUGGAUACGGAGGGUCGCUAUCUGUUCCUAAAUGCCAUCGCAAACCAGUUGCGCUACCCGAAUAGCCACACGCACUACUUCAGCUGUGCUGUGCUGCACCUGUUUGCCGAGGCCAACUCGGAGGCUAUUCAGGAGCAGAUCACGCGUGUUCUGCUGGAGCGAUUGAUCGUGAACCGCCCGCAUCCGUGGGGACUGCUCAUCACGUUCAUUGAGCUGAUCAAAAACCCCAUUUACAAGUUCUGGAACCACGACUUUGUGCACUGCGCGCCGGAGAUUACCAAGCUCUUCGAAUCGGUGGCCCGCUCCUGUCUGGCCAAGUCGAGCGUUACUCAGCAGCUGAACAUGCCCGUCGUCGAUGGCGAGGGCCAGGAGGUGGCCAACAUCAACUGAGAAAACGCCACCGUCCGACGCUUCUGCCUGGAGGUCUGUGCAAGACCCAGACGCAGGCAGUAGCAGCCUGGGCAGGCACACCACUCCACCCGCCCCACGCCCCACUCACAGCACAGCAUUCAUUGAAUUCUACUAACCAUCAUUGUGUUUAGUUCUUAGUAAAUCGUUUUAAGGAGACAGUGAAAUCCGACUUGUAUUUAAACGAACGGAAACGAUAACAUUUUAAAUGCCUCCCCUCGCAGGGGAAUGUUACAAAUUUUUAAUUGAGUUGUAUUAUAAAUGGUAGAUGAAGGCGUUAAACUGUUGAUUACAGAUAAUGUGUAAAGAAAUCAAUCAAACAGAUAGAAAGAGAAUAACGAAAAACGAAACACAAACAAAAAAAAAAACAAAACAAAGAAAAAAAAUGAAAAUCGAAAAAGGAAAAACAUUUUCUACAAAAAAAUUGCAAUGGCAUAUGUAGAAAGCGCGGAGUGGAUAACAGAAGAGGAAGAGAGUAGAAGAAAGCAGCAAGGGCUAGCUUUCUAGCCAAAGGCCCAACUCAUUUAUAGACUAAUUCCGUUUGCAAAGGCUAACAAGUGAUGUAUAUGAUGUAUGUACAGACAUGCGUUCACCGAUCGACCGACACAAUAUAUACAUUCAUAACAAAAGCUGCGACACAAGAAACCACAACAAAUCUACAUUGAUAAAUAAUAAUCCAUUACAAUCGAAAUAAGUAACACUAUGCAGUAAGAGAACAAUAUAUAUAAAAAUAAUAUGUAUACAAAACAAAUAUUAAAUGUAUAAAUGGCAAAAUUUUAAAA
Molecule: messenger RNA, 8900 nt
Organism: Drosophila ficusphila
Lineage: Eukaryota; Metazoa; Arthropoda; Insecta; Diptera; Drosophilidae
Gene: Not1
Product: CCR4-NOT transcription complex subunit 1
Exons: 11
Coding region: 553-8100 (2515 amino acids)
Biological process (GO): nuclear-transcribed mRNA catabolic process, deadenylation-dependent decay
Cellular component (GO): P-body; CCR4-NOT core complex
Molecular function (GO): molecular adaptor activity
Source: RefSeq, a predicted model, not a curated record